Grammomys surdaster is the source of this 2981-nucleotide messenger RNA. RefSeq names its product ADP ribosylation factor like GTPase 14 effector protein (gene Arl14ep). The record is from RefSeq and is a predicted model, not a curated record. Lineage: Eukaryota; Metazoa; Chordata; Mammalia; Rodentia; Muridae. Gene Ontology annotation, cellular component: intracellular membrane-bounded organelle. The transcript is spliced from 5 exons. Bases 162 to 995 code for a protein of 277 amino acids.
AAGCGGUAGUGUGGAAGGCGGAGCUUGGCCUGUUCAGGUACGGUGGUUCCGGAGCCCAACGGAGACCCGUGACAGCUCUGGUGGACCGGGCCGCCCGGCUGUUGGCCUAUCAAAGAGAUUUCUAGAUAAAAUAAAACAGGGGAAGCGUGGUAGAUUCAAGGAUGAUGGAUCCGUGUUCAGUUGGAGUCCAGCUUCGUACCACACACGACUGCCAUAAAACCUUCUAUACUCGGCACACAGGUUUCAAGACAUUGAAAGAAUUGUCAUCAAAUGACAUGCUCUUACUUCAGCUUAGAACUGGAAUGACACUUUCUGGGAAUAAUACAAUUUGUCUCCAUCAUGUAAAAAUUUAUAUUGACAGAUUUGAAGAGUUACAGAAGUCGUGUUGUGACCCAUUUAACAUACACAAGAAGCUAGCCAAAAAGAAUCUGCAUGUAAUUGACUUAGAUGAUGCCACUUUUCUGAGCGCAAAGUUUGGAAGGCAGCUCGUACCUGGUUGGAAGCUUUGUCCAAAAUGUACCCAGAUCAUCAAUGGAAGUGUGGAUGUUGAUUCAGAUGAUCGCCAGAGACGGAAACCCGAAUCAGAUGGAAGGACUGCUAAGGCUCUGAGGUCACUUCAGUUUACAAACCCAGGAAAGCAAACUGAAUUUGCUCCAGAAAGUGGUAAAAGGGAGAAAAGGAAGCUCACCAAAAAUACAAGCGCUGGUUCCGACAGACAAAUUAUUCCAGCAAAGAGUAAGGUGUAUGACAGCCAGGGCCUGCUGAUUUUCAGCGGCAUGGACCUCUGCGACUGCCUGGACGAGGACUGCUUAGGAUGCUUCUACGCCUGUCCCACUUGUGGCUCUACCAAAUGUGGGGCUGAGUGCCGCUGCGACCGCAAGUGGCUGUAUGAGCAGAUAGAGAUUGAAGGAGGAGAGAUAAUCCAUAAUAAACAUGCUGGCAAAGCAUAUGGUCUGUUAUCUCCCUGUCACCCAUAUGAUAUUUUACAAAAAUGAUCACCCAAAUAUUGACCAGCAAAGACGAAAAUGCAGCAAAGAAAUGAACAGUGACAUUUCUGGAAAUUUGGAUCAGUCGUCAAUGGAAUUGUAGACAUCGCCGCUGGUCAUGGGAGUGUUGAUUACCAUUGCUGUUCUGGAGACAGAUGUGCCUCAGAGGAACCUGGUGAUGGAAACUUACCCACAUUGCUGAGAGAAGCAGCUGGGAUGAGCAAGACCGUCCUACACGAAGUUAUGGUAAAAGCGUAACGUUAAAGGCCAUUUAUUGUAAAUAGAUGUUUCUCAACAUUGGAAUGGUCAGAAAGGUUCCUGAUCAAUGUUACUAACAAAACAGUCAAACACUGUUUAGACUACUUUUAGGCAACACAAUAAAACUCCAAUUCUCGAUAUAUAAACUUUAAUUUUCUUAUCCAUUUAUAGCUACAAGUCUUUAAUGUUUUGAUGGAUAAUUAAAGGUCAUACAGCAGUCCUCUUUCCCCUUGAUUAUUAGCAUUUCUUUGGUGCAUGGCCUCACAGUGCUGUGCAAAUAGGCCCAGCCCUUAGCUGGGAGCAGGGCCUGUGACACAGAAAAUUGAUCUCCAUGCAACACAAUAGGUGGACAUUUUGAAAAUAAACUAGAUACCUAAGUGCUAAAAUACAGUUCAUCUAACUAGAUAUGAACACAAAUGUUCAUUACACCAUCUGCUUUUCAGUUCUUAAUCUGUGCAUUCUUGGUAAAAAUUUGUUCCUGAAGAAAAAUUUUUUCCUCUGUUUCCAUUUAAGACAUGAGUGUAUAGUACAUAAGUGGCUGCACACAUUUGUCUCAGUCACUCUUCUAUUGCUGUGAAGAGAUACCAUGACCAAGCAAGGCAACACUUAUAAGGAAGCAUUGUAUUGAGGGCUUGCUUACAGUUUCAAAGGCUUAGCCUAUUAGCAUCAUGGUGGGGAGCAUGGUAGCCUGCAGACAGAUGUUGUAUCAGUAUCUGAGACCUUUAUGUCCUUACCCAAAGGCAAGAGAGACUCAGCCUGGCAUGGCUUUUGAAACAAUGCUCAGCACCAGUGACACACUUUUCCAACAAGGCCACCCCUCCUAAUUCUUACCUAAUAGUACCACUCACUGGUAAAUACGAAUUCAAGUGUAUGAGCCUAUGGGGCCCUUAGUCAGAUCAUCACAGCAGGAUUUGUGGCUGUUGAGAUGGUGGAUAGAUGGGAGGAUUGAGACUUCUAAAUAUGUCCCUCAAGAGUGAUGAAAAAUGGAGAUGCUGGGACAUAUGGGAUAGAAACAAGGCUUCUGGGUACUGCUGAAGUCUUGCUGAGAACUCAGAAUAAAAACAUCUCCAGCACUUCUUACUCACUAAAGCCUCUUGUAGUCUCCAAGGUUCUGUUGUUCCUGAAUCUUUACAGCUUAAAAGACUUGGAAGCAUGGAAGCCAGUUGGAGUUUUCCAGCACAAUAACAUUUUUGUUUAGUUAUCUCUGUACUCACUUGCUUUUCUUUGAUAAGCUGCCAUUUCCAACUUGGAAUUAAAUGUGUUUUCAUUUAGAGUUUUUCUUUGACAAUGUAACCCAGGCUGGCCCUGGACCUCUGCAGCCUCUGUACCACAGCCUUUUUCAUACUGGGGUGACAUGCAUGUGUUUACCAUGCUGCUAAAAUUAAAAUUUGGGGCAUUGAUUUUUUCCUACAAUGAGAGUAUAUUUCUAAUGGGGAAAAGACUUUAUAUAAAAAAUGGCUACAGUUAAUCAUUCCUUAGACCAGAUCUGUUCUUUUUGUAAAGAGAAUAAUAAUGUUUCCAAGGGGAAGGUUCUCAACGGUUCUGCUGUUUGUUCUUUGUGUGUAUUUGGGAACCAAAAAUAUUGUAGAGUUUAUAGACAAAAGUAUAUCUGAUCUUGAGUAAACUAAUAAAGACUGUAUUUUAGAAAUAAACAAUGCAGGCUUACUGUUUAAUUUUUAAGUAUGUAUGUGUGUGAGAGAGAAAGAACUUAAAUUAAUAAAGACUUUUAAAAAUAAA